Hypomesus transpacificus is the source of this 1037-nucleotide messenger RNA. It is a transcript of the gene ripply3, whose product is annotated as ripply transcriptional repressor 3. The record is from RefSeq and is a predicted model, not a curated record. NCBI's taxonomy places the organism in Eukaryota, Metazoa, Chordata, Actinopteri, Osmeriformes, Osmeridae. Gene Ontology annotation, biological process: negative regulation of transcription by RNA polymerase II; embryonic pattern specification. The transcript is spliced from 4 exons. Gene Ontology annotation, cellular component: nucleus. The coding region runs from base 267 to 698 and encodes 143 amino acids.
UACUGUUCUUUAACAUAUUUGAUGCUGAUAGUUUAGAUAUGCAUAAUAGCAAAGAGUAAGAAGGUUAUUUAAUAAAUUCAUAUUUUAGGUCAAGAAGUUUCGUUUCCUUGAGGUGAUCAGUCAGUUGACAGCUGAAAAAAAGCUCACUGACUUCCCAACUGUUGUUUGUUCAAGUGAACGGUUCAAAUGGCCUUGAUAAUAGCAUACCUCGCAUUCUCCUCCUCAGUCUGAAAGUUUGUAGGCAGAGGGUCAUUUGAGGACAGAAUAUGCUCCCCCUCGUUCAGGACAAUCACUACCCACUGCUAACAAUGAAGGCGCAAGCAGGAAGACUUCAACGAUGUGUGCAGCCUGAAGGACCACUUAGUUGCUCCUCGGUUUGGAGACCAUGGACAACUUUAAGAGAAACUGAAUCGCCCCAGGAAAAAUUUAACUCAGUGACAAUGGUGACAAAAACUAUACCCAAGGUUGCCCAUGGAUUCCAGCACCCAGUCAGGCUCUACAUGCCCAAAUCCAGGACUCAUGAAUAUAUGUUACGUUUAGGAAAGAAGGUCCUGGCCAGUUUCCCUGUCCAAGCCACUCUUCAUUUUUACAAUGAUGACUCCAGUUCUGAGGAAGAAGAUGAAGACAUAGAAGAGCACAAAACGUAUUUGCAUGGGCUGGACCAUAGGAGACACCCAUCUCAUCUCCUUAGUUCAUAAAGAUAGCUGUGAAGCCUGGCUGAUUUGGAUACAAGAAGUAUGGACUGGUGGAUGGAGCUGUGAAGGUGCUGGGCCCAAGUCAUACAUGUGGCUCUGCUGAAGUGAUCAUGUUUACUACUGGACAAUGCCAACAAACCUUGAACCUGGAUCUAUGGCCACUUCUCCCCAACAAUGCCCUGAGUUGGACCUUGUGAACCUAAAUAAUUUUGUUAACCUUUUGUGUCUAAACAACUUCCUUUUUUAACUGUAUAUCAAGCAUGAUAUGCACUUUCUUAAGUUCUACACUAUCCUAUUUCAGUGGGUGUUUUUAAUAGGGAAAGAAUUGUUAUUUAUAGUCAG